Messenger RNA from Etheostoma cragini (Arkansas darter), 2584 nucleotides. RefSeq names its product decapping exoribonuclease (gene dxo). Gene Ontology annotation, biological process: nuclear-transcribed mRNA catabolic process; NAD-cap decapping. NCBI's taxonomy places the organism in Eukaryota, Metazoa, Chordata, Actinopteri, Perciformes, Percidae. Bases 161 to 1420 code for a protein of 419 amino acids. Gene Ontology annotation, cellular component: nucleus; cytosol. The record is from RefSeq and is a predicted model, not a curated record. The transcript has 7 exons. Gene Ontology annotation, molecular function: mRNA 5'-diphosphatase activity.
CUUGCCUUUUUGUGAUGUUUAAAAAAGAUGCUGCAGCAUAUGAUAGUCGUUUUAACUCAAAGUCCGGUUUUUCAUUGUGGCUGAACGGUUAUUGACAGAAACGUGUCGUUAAUUUAGCUAUCUGCUUUUGUUGUGUAGCGUUACGCUGACUAAGGUAGCAAUGGACCAGCACAGAUCCCACAAUCCCAACUCUAGCUACCAAAACCGCCUGUCAGCAUACAAAAGAGAUAGAGAAGAAAGUGGAAGAAAUCCCUCUGGGAGUAAACACUCCAGACCAAACCACCACCCGUAUAAUAAGUCUGGGUCAACUCCUCGGCAAAACCCACCCAGCUCUCAGGGUUUGAGUACCAAAAGGGAGCUAUAUGAAAGAGACUUUCCAGUGUACAAACAGCCUGUUGAAGUAGGAUGUUUUUCCCUUGACUCUGAGCGUAGAUUUUUCAAUGACAGCAGGCAGAUGAGAUACUAUGUGGAACCUGACAGAAAUCCUAAUUUUGACCUGAGGGAUGGAUACAAAGGCCGCUUUAUAAAGAGAGAUGACAGUGUGAAGGAGAAGCUGGACCACAUCCUACGCUGGAUCUUGGCCAAUAGAUUAAAGCUCAGCUCAAGGGGGACCACGGCCUCACCAUGUGCUUUAGAUGUUGAUGUUGUGACAUGGCGUGGUCAUCUGACCAAGCUGCUGACCUCUCCCUAUGAGACAAGGGAGGGCUGGUUGCUGGCGGUCACCAGGUUCAGGGGGACACUUUAUAUAAGUGAAGUGGAAACAGAAGCUGCUCGUAGGGAUCGGGAGACUCGCACAGAGAGACACGAAGAGAUGAUGUACUGGGGAUACAAGUUUGAGCAAUACACAUGUGCAGAUAACGCCCACAGUCUACCUGACCCAGGCGGGGUGGUUAACACCAAUGAGGCCUUCUGCACUGUGGUGCAAACUCGGCUUGCAGAUCACAGACUCUUGUUCUCCGGUGAGGUGGACUGCCGGGACAAAGAUCCCAACGCUCCAGCUCCUCCUGCGUGCUACAUCGAGCUGAAGACCUCCGCAGAGAUCUGCACCCCCAAACAGCGCAGCAACUUCCACAGGUUUAAACUGCUGAAGUGGUGGGCCCAGUCUUUUCUACCUGGAGUCCCCCGUGUCGUGGCAGGUUUUCGGGAUCAUGAAGGAGUGGUUGUCACUGUGGACACUUUCCCCGUCUCUAAAAUGUCACAUCUCAUCAAGAAUGAACACAACUGCUGGAAGCCAACAGUUUGUAUGAACUUUUGCUGCGAUUUCCUUUCUUUUGUGAAGCGUAUCGCAACUGAAGACAAUCCAAGUGUGGUGUACCUGUUCUCCUGGGAGCCCCACAGAGAUGUGACCUACUCCGUCCACAGGGACUCCCAGUAUUCCUUCCUGCCACGCUGGUAUGUGGAGGAGAUGACCAGUAGUUAAGACUUGUACCUGCAGUCCUAAUUUACAACAAAGACGUGGUCAACUAGGACUGUUAAUUCAGACCUCCAAUGGAGGAUUGUUUCCCCAAAGUACAUUGAAAUGUGACAUUCAUACAGUUUAACAGUUUCUGAGUAGCCUGUGAACUCAUUUUGUGUCACAGAUCGCUACCAUGUAAUGUCUUUAAUUUGUAUUUGUUAAGCGGUAAGAACUGAACCAUGUUUUUUAUCUCUUGCAUGUGGUGAUUUUAAUUAAGCCGUAAUGAUGCAACGUCAAUAUUGUUUCUCAGACUUUAUUAUAACAAUUGAAACAAAAUUAGAAAACAAUGUUUUUAAAAAGUGAAUAUGUAAAUACAUGAAAAUGACUUGCAUCCACAGUUAAAAAGUUCUCUUCAAGUAGGGUGUUAAAAAUAUUUCAGCUUUAAAAAAGCUGUCAUUGGAGAAAAACAAGUGUGAAGAAAACAGUAUACACAGUGUAAUUAUGGUCAUUGACUUUGCUGUUUUAUAACGAAUGGUGACAUAUUUACCAGUUGUGGGCUUCUUAACUAUUAAAUAAAGCUCAUGUUGUUUUUACUAACUUGACUACUAGUGACAUUUUCUUUGUUCAGAGCUUUCUGCUCUCUCACUUUCUAGCCUCAGAUUUUGCAGUUUACUUUUCCGUAAAUUUCAAUUUUCUGCCUUCCCAGACAUGUAUUCCUUUACUCUUUGCUAUUAUUUUUUCAUAAACACCUUUUGUGUGAAAGCUACAUUUUAAUUCCCUUACUCAAAAUGUGCAUUUAUUUGAUAUUGUGAAUUCAACAAGUAACAUUACUCAUCAUAAUGCAUGUGUACCUGAGAACAUCAGGUGUGUGAAAAAGAAAAAAACAUAAUGCUUACUCAAAUCUGGUAAAUAAUGGAAUUUCAACUUUUUUGUUGUUGCAACUAGGCUUCACCACUGGCACGGAUUAUGACAAUGAACAGUCAAAAUAAUGUUAUCUCCUAAAUGUCUUGUUAGAUGUAAGUAAUAUUGAGAGCAGCACCUUUGGUAAUGAUUAAAACUCACGUUAAUAGAUUAAUGAGCCAGUUCAGCAGCAGAAAAAUGAGUGAAUGAACUUUGAAAAUGGUUUUAAGGUGCAAGGCAGGAGAAACCUCCAUUCACCAAAUCAGAGUAAGAGUGCUUUGAUAAAAA